Messenger RNA from Cladophialophora psammophila CBS 110553, 738 nucleotides. Its product is annotated as dolichol-phosphate mannosyltransferase. Gene Ontology annotation, molecular function: dolichyl-phosphate beta-D-mannosyltransferase activity. Gene Ontology annotation, cellular component: endoplasmic reticulum membrane. Gene Ontology annotation, biological process: GPI anchor biosynthetic process; protein O-linked glycosylation via mannose. The transcript is spliced from 2 exons. The record is from RefSeq and is a predicted model, not a curated record. Bases 1 to 738 code for a protein of 245 amino acids. Lineage: Eukaryota; Fungi; Ascomycota; Eurotiomycetes; Chaetothyriales; Herpotrichiellaceae.
AUGGGGACCAAGGGCGACAAAUAUUCGGUCAUUCUUCCCACUUACAAUGAGCGCCAGAACCUGCCCGUGCUGGUACAGAUGCUCUUUGAUGUCUUCACAAAGGAGAAACUCAACUGGGAAAUCAUCAUCGUCGACGACGCCUCACCCGACGGCACGCUCGAGCGGGCCAAACAGAUCCAAAAAUCCUUCGGUGCCGACCAUAUCAUCUUGAAGCCGCGGGCGGGCAAAUUAGGCCUGGGAACUGCCUAUGUGCACGGCUUGCAGUUUGUGUCGGGGAACUACGUGAUCAUCAUGGACGCCGACUUCUCGCACCACCCCAAGUUCAUCCCAGAGUUUGUGAGGAUUCAGAAGGCUACGGGUGCGGACAUAGUCACGGGCACACGGUACCGGUCAAAGAACGGACUCAUCGGAGGCGUGUAUGGAUGGGAUGCUAAGAGGAAGCUAACAAGUCAGGGCGCGAACAUCCUUGCCGAUUUCCUCCUGAACCCUGGUGUGAGCGACCUGACUGGUUCGUUCAGGUUGUACAAGAAGGAGGCGCUGGUGAAGGUGAUCGAGAAGACGCAAUCAAAGGGAUAUACGUUCCAGAUGGAGAUGAUGGUGAGGGCAAAGGCCAUGGGGCUGAAGGUGGAAGAGUGCCCCAUCACAUUUGUGGAUCGGUUAUAUGGUGAGAGUAAACUCGGCGGAGAGGAGAUCGUCGAGUAUCUCAAGGGCUUGCUGUGGCUAUGGUGGUCGGUCUAG